Molecule: messenger RNA, 1065 nt
Organism: Ochotona princeps (American pika)
Lineage: Eukaryota; Metazoa; Chordata; Mammalia; Lagomorpha; Ochotonidae
Product: small ribosomal subunit protein mS31-like
Exons: 3
Cellular component (GO): mitochondrial small ribosomal subunit
Molecular function (GO): structural constituent of ribosome
Source: RefSeq, a predicted model, not a curated record
AUGCACCUGAGCCGAUUGCCUGCAGCUAAAGGUGACCUCUCGCUCAUCCCCGCCUCCCUGUCCUCUUGUACAGACACAGAUGUUGGGCAGAGUACUGACGAAAAGCAGAAAGCUGAAGAGGCGCAGUAUAGAUCUGACCUGGUUUCUUCACCGGCCCCGCAUUGCUCCACGCGCGGAGCGAAAAAUAAUAGCCAAAGAUACUUCAGCACGAAUAAUGUGGCCCACUGCAAGAAAAAUGAACAGUCCGUUGCCGGCAAUGAGAUUUCUGAGACUACUUCCAAGAGUCCAGAGACAGCAAAGGAAAAUACAAAAAAAGACUAGUUGAGCAUUAUCAAGGGUAUGAAAGUUGAACUGAGCGCAGCAAAUGUACAGACAACAAGGCCAUCCGGCCAAAGGCUGCCAAAAAGCGUGGAGGCCACAAUCGGCAGGCCUCCACGGGCCGUGGAUGAAGCCCCGAGGAAGAGAGCCAAGCCCCUGAGUCCUGAGUUGGUGGCAGCCGCAUCCGCUGUUGCGGAUUCUCUUCCCUUUGCUAAGCAGAAGAGCAAGUCAGACCUGCUCAGGCAGGUCCGGCCGCACGAGGAGGACCCGCGGGCACGGAGAGAUGGGUCCAGACCGAAAAUUAGUUUCGGUAACAUAAUAUCAGAUAUGAAAGUUACCAGACCUGCUGCAGUUAGAGUUCCCCGAAGACCAGAGCACCAGAUUCAAUUUGAUGAAGAGUCCGACAGCUCGCCUGAGCAGUCUGCCGAUCCCAGGAAAAGUGUUAGGAGAGAUUUAUUCAAAGGGAAGAGACUUAAUAUUUUUGACAUUGAGACAUUUACUGAAGAAGCACCUAAAACAGAAGUGUCGCCUUCGCUCUGGGAUAUUGAAUUUGCUAAGCAGUUGGCUGCAGUCAGUGCACAGCCCUUUCAGAAUGGCUUUGAGGAGAUGAUCCAGUGGACCAAGGAGGGGAAGCUGUGGGAGUUUCCGAUUGAUAACGACGCAGGUUUUGAUGAUGAUGGUUCAGAAUUUCAUGAACACAUUUCCCUGGGUCAGCACCUGGAGGUGUGUUUUUUUAUGCAAAAAUAA